This is a messenger RNA of Ogataea philodendri, 1344 nucleotides long. RefSeq lists its product as uncharacterized. Gene Ontology annotation, biological process: fungal-type cell wall biogenesis; budding cell bud growth; carbohydrate catabolic process. Lineage: Eukaryota; Fungi; Ascomycota; Pichiomycetes; Pichiales; Pichiaceae. Gene Ontology annotation, molecular function: mannan endo-1,6-alpha-mannosidase activity. The transcript has a single exon. The record is from RefSeq and is a predicted model, not a curated record. The coding region runs from base 1 to 1344 and encodes 447 amino acids.
AUGAACAUCUUCGGCAUCUUACUACUUGUCGGAUCCGCUCUGUCGGUGGAUCUUGACGUGGACAGUGUCGAUUCCAUUCGUGAGGCGACUGCGUUAAUCUCGACGGGUUUGAUGGAUUAUUACUGGGGAUAUCAGAAGGGCGGAACGAUUGGCAUGUUUACCAAUCCGUACUAUUGGUGGGAGGCUGGAGGAGCCUGGGGCUCCAUGAUCGAUUACUGGUACUUUCUGGAAAACAACACUUAUGAGGAAACCAUCAAACAGGCGCUGUUGUACCAAGUUGGAGAAAACGACGACUACAUUCCUUUGAAUCAAUCCACCACUGAAGGAAAUGACGAUCAAGCGUUCUGGGGAAUUGCUGCAAUCCAGGCCGCCGAGCGGAACUUCACCAACCCUUCUGACGACCAGCCACAAUGGCUGUAUUUGGCACAAGCCGUUUUCAACACCAUGGCCUGGAGAUGGGACACUGACAGUUGUAACGGAGGCCUUAGAUGGCAGAUUUUCCCUUGGAACUCGGGUUACGACUACAAGAACUCGGUCUCGAACGCUGGAUUGUUCCAUAUCGGUGCCCGUCUGGCCAGAUUCACAGGAAACGACUCUUACGUCGACUGGGCCGAGAAAGUGUACGACUGGCUUGUUGGAGUCAAGUUUGUGAACGAGUCGAACUCGUACUAUUUCGCAUACGACGGUGCCAACAUCGACGACAAUUGCUCCUCCGUCACCAAAUACCAGUGGACCUAUAACGCAGGCAUGCUGUUGUCUGGCUGUGCGUACUUGUACAAUUACACGGGAGAAGAUAUUUGGAAAGAGCGUACCUUGGGAUAUUUGAACGGACUGUUUGUGUUUACCCCCCAGGACGGGAACUACAUUCUGCAGGAGACGGCAUGUCAAGGAUCGGGAACAUGUAACAACGAUCAGCGGUCUUUCAAGGCGUAUUUGUCCCGGUUUUUGGGACUGACAGCCGUGCUUGUUCCAGAAACACAGGACACGGUGAAUAAAUAUCUGCAAGACUCGGCACAAGGGGCAGCUGCGUCCUGUUCGGGUGGAUAUGACGGUCACACGUGCGGCCUAAACUGGAACUACAACGGAUGGGAUGGUAACUACGGGCUAGGAGAGCAAAUGUGUGCGUUGGAGGUGAUGCAAAACUUGCUAAUCUACGAUAGACCCGCUCCAUACACUGCCACGAACGGAGGCUCAUCCACGGGAGAUGGAGCUGCGGGAUCGCAGACCACAUCGUUGACGGACCAGCCAUUGAGUCUCGACAAAGGAGACUCUGCCGGAGCGGCAAUCAUUACGGUUUUGAUUGGAGUUAGUAUCAUUGCAUUAGCGUGUUGGUUAUUAGUUUAA